AUGACUCCCUCGGCCACCGUCUACGUCAUCUCUGGCGCUACGCGCGGCAUCGGCUUCGCCCUCACUUCCCUCCUCGCCCAGCGCGACAACGUCCUCAUCUUUGCCGGCGCCCGCGACCCGGCAAAAGCGCUUCCGCUUCAGGAGCUCGCCAAGAAGACGGGCAAGGUUAUCCCCGUCAAGCUUGAGUCGGCGAAUGAGGAGGAUGCUGCCGCCCUCGCCAAACUCGUCAAGGAAAAGGCCGGCAAGGUCGACUUCCUCCUCGCAAAUGCUGGCGUCUGCGAACUCAACAAGCCGGUCCUCAGUACGCCAUCCGCCACUUUCGUCGACCACUUCACGGUGAACACCCUCGGUCCCCUCACCCUCUUCCAGCAAUUCUACUCUCUUCUCACUGAGUCGUCGAGCCCUCGCUUCUUCGUCACGAGUUCCGCUGGCGGUUCGACUACCUACGUUUCGAUGGCGCCCGACAUGGAUCUCGCUCCGUACGGCAUCUCCAAGGCUGCCGUAAACCACCUCGUCGCCCACAUUGCGCGCAAGUUCGGCGCCAAGGAUGGCCUGGUCGCUGCUGUCGUCCAUCCUGGUCUCGUCGCAACGGACAUGACCAGGCCGUUCCUCGAGGCAGCUGGUCUCCCCGCUGACGGUGGGCCCGGCUUCGAGCACAUCUCGCCGGAUGAGAGUGCUGCCGCGCUCGUCAAGAUCUUCGACGAGGCCAAGCGCGAGACGCACGGCGGCAAAUUCCUCUCGUACGACGGAACAGAGAUCCCCUGGUAA
Molecule: messenger RNA, 768 nt
Organism: Rhodotorula toruloides NP11
Lineage: Eukaryota; Fungi; Basidiomycota; Microbotryomycetes; Sporidiobolales; Sporidiobolaceae
Product: protein of short-chain dehydrogenase/reductase SDR family
Exons: 2
Coding region: 1-768 (255 amino acids)
Molecular function (GO): oxidoreductase activity, acting on the CH-OH group of donors, NAD or NADP as acceptor
Source: RefSeq, a predicted model, not a curated record